Molecule: messenger RNA, 945 nt
Organism: Elgaria multicarinata webbii
Lineage: Eukaryota; Metazoa; Chordata; Lepidosauria; Squamata; Anguidae
Product: olfactory receptor 2D3-like
Exons: 1
Coding region: 1-945 (314 amino acids)
Biological process (GO): G protein-coupled receptor signaling pathway
Cellular component (GO): membrane
Molecular function (GO): G protein-coupled receptor activity; olfactory receptor activity
Source: RefSeq, a predicted model, not a curated record
AUGGGGGCUGAGAACUACACUUCUAUCACAGAGUUCAUCUUGAUGGGGCUCACCAGCCACCGUAAGACACAGAUCCUACUUUUUGUGCUAAUCCUCAUCAUCUACUUACUCAGCAUGAUGGGGAACCUUGUGAUCAUCAUCUUGGCACGCACUGCCUCCUGCCUCCAAACACCCAUGUACUUCUUCCUCAAACACCUUGCAGGCCUGGAGAUCUGUUAUGUCACCACCACCUUGCCCCAGAUGCUGUUUAACCUCCUGACUGGAAAUGGAAACAUCUCCUUAACAUGUUGUGCAAUCCAGAUGCACAUGAUACUGACUCUGGGUGGCACGGAAUGUGUUUUGCUAGGAGCUAUGGCCUAUGACCGGUACUUGGCCAUCUGUCAUCCCUUGCUAUAUACACUCCUCAUGAGUAGAUGGCGGCAAUUGCAACUUGCCUCCCUCUCCUGGUCAGUUGGGAUCCUUCUUGCAACCAUUAAUGUGAGCUGCACCUUUUCCCACAUCUUCUGUGGUCCCAGUCAUGUCAACCACUUUGUCUGUGAGCUGCCCGUGGUGCUGAAACUCGCAUGUGAUGACACACACAUCACAGAGUUUGUUGUUUUUAUGACAGCCGCUCUGAUCCUCCUGGGACCUCUUUCCGUCAUUCUAACCACUUACGGGCUUAUUCUGUCCACUAUAUUGAAAAUGCAGUCAACUGCCAGCCGGCACAAGGCCUUCUCUACCUGUGCCUCUCAUUUGACGGUGGUCACUGUGUUCUAUGGCACUGUCAUCACUAUGUACAUGAGACCUGGGUUGGGCACAGCUUCUGAUUUUGACAAGCAAAUUGCUGUCUUUUACAUUGUGGUCACCCCUCUGCUCAAUCCUAUCAUUUACACCCUGAGGAACAAAGAUGUUCAUGGGGCAGCUGCCAAGGUUCUGAGAAGACAUGUCCUUGAACGAAAAAGAUGA